UUUAUUCACUUUUGCUCUUUCAGAAAUUCUCUCUCUUUCUCCCUGAUCUAUCGAUAGCCCGUUUGUCAGCUUCUCAGGGCCUCUACAUUAAUCCCCAACUCUGUGAUUGCAGCUUGAUAGGGUUACAAUGAGGAAACCUGGCUGUGAGAAGAAAGAGAUGAAGAACAGAGGAGCGUGGUCGAAGCAAGAAGACCAGAAGCUCAUUGAUUACAUCCAAAAACAUGGAGAAGGUUGCUGGCGUUCGCUUCCUGAGGCUGCAGGCUUGCUUCGUUGUGGUAAAAGUUGUCGAUUAAGAUGGGUAAACUAUCUAAGGCCUGACCUUAAACGUGGCAACAUUGGUGAAGAUGAAGAGGAACUCAUUAUCAAGCUCCAUGCACUUCUUGGAAAUAGGUGGUCAUUGAUAGCUGGAAGACUACCGGGGCGUACAGACAAUGAAGUGAAGAAUCACUGGAACACACAUCUCAAAAGAAAACUAGAUCAGAUGGGCACGGAUUCCAACAACCAUCGCUUGGGAGUACUCCCUCGCCCUAGCAUAUCCUUGGUCUCAAAUUUUUAUAACCCUACAGAUAAGGCAGCAGAGUCGAGCUCCCAAGCAGAUCAUGAUGAUGACGACAAUGGAGUCGUGAAUUCUGCAAGUGGCACGGAGAUCAGCAACACAAACAGCUUACCUGAAUUGAAUCUUGAUCUCACCAUUGGACUUCCUGAUGAUCUUAUGGAGUCGGAUCAUGAGCAAGUGGCCAGUACUCGAGCAUUGCAUCCGUCCUCUAGCAUUGAGGAUUAAGCACGCGCGGGACGGUACAUUUUACAUCUAUCUGUGAUUGCAAUAUUCCCAUUAGCGCUAAUACGUACGUGUGAGAUCGGAGUUAUACAUUGCUCCCUGAAAACCUGUACUAAAAUUUUGUUGUUUGUCUAAUGAUCAAUGGGAAAUAGUUCAUUUCUUAGUGCUA
This is a messenger RNA of Carya illinoinensis, 947 nucleotides long. RefSeq names its product myb-related protein 308-like. NCBI's taxonomy places the organism in Eukaryota, Viridiplantae, Streptophyta, Magnoliopsida, Fagales, Juglandaceae. Bases 128 to 781 code for a protein of 217 amino acids. The transcript has 3 exons. The record is from RefSeq and is a predicted model, not a curated record.